AUGUCUGACACUGUCCGUCGGAAUGGGCAGCUGUCAUCGUGUGAGCCUUGCCGCAAAUCAAAACUGCGCUGUGAUCAUGGUCGACCUCGAUGUGCUCGCUGCGCCAGACGCCGGCUGACAGAGCAAUGCUUCUAUCACCCUGCGCCGAUGGCACGACGCCAGCGCAGCGAGUCGCACGUAGCCGCAGCUUUCGUUCCAGCCGAUGUUACCCAGCGGCCGCUUGAGACCAUGGCAGAGGCAUCGAGCUUGACAGUAUUGCGCUCGAGUUUAUCCUCGUCUCUGCCGACGUCUUCUUCGGCCUCGUCGAUUCCUGCUGCAUUUGAUCUAGCUACUGGUUUGGUUACCAUGCAAAGUUAUGUUUUGUCACCAACAGAGGUUGAUCAAACGACAUCUUCACGCCAAUACACGUCCCUAACUCGUACUGGAGUUUCUCAUCUGCUGCAACCAUUCCAUGCGCAUUCUUCUCUCGUAAUAGAGGGUGAAAACUUACUGCAGCUGCUCCUUGACCACUAUUCCCACCCAGACCUCGAAGAAUUGGUCGAAAACUGGUAUACAGAUCUCGGAGACAGUCCAGUUGGUGGUCCUUUGGCUAAGGCGGCUUGGCGCGCCAUUCAGAGCAAUGUGCAGAACCUUCAUUCUAGUCGAUCACUGAACCGCCUCCAGGCCACUUCUCGAGAUAUUUUUGACAACACUUCUCGACCACUCAACAUGCCCACGACGGCCGCAGAUGGCGCUCUUGAAAAGGAACUUUGUUCUAUCCGAUGGGAAACUGUUGGAAUGUAUUUCGCGCUCAUCGGGAUGGUUAUUGCAUCAACCAAAAAUUCCAGCACCAACUUUUCGGGUCGCCAGUGGUUCGGCGACCGUAAGGCAACGUCCAGUGAUGCUUUUGACGCCUGUCUACGAUGCGAGGCUCUCUGUAACCGCGUUGGCCAAAUGAACGACCUAUCCGUGUGGCUUGCGGUCCUGGCCACGACACUCUCCACCUGGUGUUUUGGUGACGAUUCUUGUCAGGCCUGGCGUCUAAUGGGGAAUUUAUCGUCCGUCAUAUUCGCCCUCAACUAUCACAGAGGCUUUCAAGAUGACAUGAAUACUCCAACAUACUUGAUUGAGCUUCGAAAGCGAGCCAUUUCCCUAUCGCACGAGCUAGAUAAGUCCCUGGCGACGUUUGUCGGUCGACCACCACGCUUGAAUAGGAGCUAUUGUACCAUAGAAUUACCCCUUGACCUCUCAGACUCGGUCAUCGUCGGGCCUGACGAAAUGUUAGAGCUACAAAUAUCGCGACUAGAUGAUAAUGGUUGGAAUAAAGACAUGGCUGUACAUCCAGCGUCUCGUCAGCGAGCGAUCAUUUGGCUAAGCUCGAUCCGUGAAGAAAUCCUCGAGUUGUCACUGGGAACUAUAACUCAAGAUCUCGUUCAUGAAGCUCAGGGAAUACUGGCUCGGUCGUCGUCGACCUGGGAGACUAUGCCUCACUUCAUGCAGUAUAAGCCAUCGCUAUGGGGCCAAAUGGUACCUUCGACCAUUCUAAUGCUUCUGAGCCUAAAGCUCGAGUAUUUGUAUAGCCAAUUUCUUCUAUACAAGAUACUAGUGAAUCAAAGCAGUGGCUAUCGUCAUGCAUUGAUUCAAAUUUCCCACGAGACCCUAGGGCUAGUGCUCUCAGUGAUGAAGGAGAGAGAUUUCAUAGGCUCCCAUAGGAUCGACUUGGAAUGGACGAUGGCAUUCUACGCGAUGCCAUGCGCGAGUGUCUUGAUUCUGGAAUUGUUUCGACUAGCCAGCUUGCCAAAACCACAGCCAUCUGUCGCUUCGAACAGGUCGGCCAUCAUUCAGGACAUCAGCGUUCUCAUAUCAUGCUGCGACUGGCUAACUGAGUCGGGAAAGGGCAAUUAUGAGUUGUGCAAACAGGCUCAAUUGAUCUUCUCGAAAGCUCUGGACCAGAUCCUAAAUCAUGAGAUGCCUUUAACGCGAUCACUGCCGGACAGCCAAACCGUGAAUAUGUACGAUGCGCCAUCGGCAGAGCUUACUGAUGCUCAAAACCCGGAAAAUAUCACUCAAGAUCUGCAGUGGGCAGCAUGGCUGGAUACUGUUGACUUCCAAGGGGAACCAUGGCUGGAGAUGCUAAAACCUCCCGCAAACUUUUUCGGAGACCUUGACGAUUACUGCUACUGA
This is a messenger RNA of Trichoderma asperellum CBS 433.97, 2163 nucleotides long. RefSeq lists its product as uncharacterized. The record is from RefSeq and is a predicted model, not a curated record. Gene Ontology annotation, biological process: regulation of DNA-templated transcription. Gene Ontology annotation, cellular component: nucleus. NCBI's taxonomy places the organism in Eukaryota, Fungi, Ascomycota, Sordariomycetes, Hypocreales, Hypocreaceae. Gene Ontology annotation, molecular function: DNA-binding transcription factor activity, RNA polymerase II-specific; zinc ion binding.